Molecule: messenger RNA, 3290 nt
Organism: Phragmites australis (common reed)
Lineage: Eukaryota; Viridiplantae; Streptophyta; Magnoliopsida; Poales; Poaceae
Exons: 3
Coding region: 204-3290 (1028 amino acids)
Source: RefSeq, a predicted model, not a curated record
AUCCCAUCAGGUGUGGUUUAUUUUAUUACUUGGGAUUUGUAUAAUCACUUUGUUUAUUAGAAGAGCUUGAUUGCUUAGUAGCAUAAGGGUUUUUAAAAUGCUAUGUAAACAGUAGUAGCUUUGUUUAUUUGUGCUGCAUACCUGAAGUAGAUAUUUUUUAUAUUAACAUAUAAAAUUCUUUAUUUCAGUUUGCAACUUAAAACAUGUCAGUAGAAGAUCGAAACUGGAUGUAUAGUGGUUGGAAAGAUAAUGGUUGUCAUUCUCAAGAGUGGGUUCGCAAUACAGAUGCAUUUUUGGAUCGUGCCUUUCAUAGUGUUCCUAAAUCUGAUAAAUUUGGAGUAGUGUGUCCAUGUUCAGUUUGUCGCAAUAGAAUUAGACGGAAGAAAGCUACAAUGGGCAUGCAUUUAUGUCAAAGAGGAUUUAUGCCUGGGUAUACUAGAUGGACUGAACAUGGAGAGCGUCCUACUGUCACAGCACCAGAUACUUAUAAUACCACUGACCACUUAGAUGAAAUGUUGGGUGACUUUGCCGAUGCAAUGCAUACUGAUAUCAUAGAGGAUGAACCAACAACAGAUGCAAAGGCAUUUUAUGAUAUGUUGUCUGCUUCACAAGAGCCACUACACAAUUUUACUCAGGUUUCUCGUCUAACAACAGUCACACGUUUAAUGGGCAUCAAAUCACAGAACAAUCUGUCCGCAGAAUGCAUAGAUAGUUUACUUAAGUUAUUUGGUGAUAUUUUGCCAGAGGGCCACAAAUUGCCGUCAAAUUUGUACGAGUGCAAGUGUCUCUUAAGUGGUCUGAAGAUGCCAUAUAUUAAGAUAGAUGUAUGCAUAAACAAUUGCAUGAUAUACUACAAAGCGGAUGAACACAAAGAGGAAUGUGACAUCUGUAAUGAAAGUCGUUAUGUUGCUGUUGAAGAGCAAUGUUCAAGCCGAAAACGAAAACCAAUACCCCGUAAAGUUUUGCGCUACCUCCCAUUUAUACCAAGGUUGCAACGGUUGUACAUGCAUCCAGAAACUGCAAAGCACAUGCGGUAUCACAAAGAGAGUACACGUGAUAAUCCAAGAUUUAUGGUUCACCCUUCUGAUGCCCAAGCAUGGAAAGACUUUGGUAGGGACUUUCCUGAUUUUGCAAUGGAUGCUAGGAAUGUCCGUAUCGCUAUAGCUACCGAUGGCUUCAAUCCAUUUGGCUUUGGUGCAUCACAAUAUUCUUGUUGGCCAGUAUUUGUCAUACCUUUAAACUUACCCCCAACUCUUUGCAUGAAGGAUGAGAAUAUCUUUAUUAGCUUAGUUAUCCCUGGACCAAAACAUCCUGGUAAGAAUCUGAAUGUGUUUAUGCGGCCCUUAGUUGACGAGUUCAAACAAGCAUGGGAAGGAGUAGUAACUUAUGAUAGUUCAUUGAAACGAAAUUUCAAUCUGAGGGUGAGCUACCAUACUUCAAUCCAUGAUUGCCCAGCAUUAGGGAUGUUCUCUGGAUGGUCAACCCAUGGUGCAAUGCCUUGUCCAGAUUGCAUGGCAGAUGUGGAUACUACUUGGCUGCCCAAUGGGCACAAGUACAGCUGGUUUGAUUGUCAUCGACGAUUUCUGCCUGCUGACCACCCGUUUAGGACUCAAAAGAAUGCAUUUAAGAGGGGGACCAUAGUGCAUGACAUACCUCCACGUCGAUUAACAGGAGAAGAGGUGCUAGCAUACAUGAACGAUGUCAAAGCAAAGUCUUUUGAGGGAUAUGGUACAACACACAAUUGGACUCACAUUCCAAUAUGGUGGGAGUUGCCUUAUUUCCCUAAGCUUUUGCGUCCACAUAACAUUGAUGUUAUGCAUACUGAAAAAAAUGUAGCUGAAGCUAUUUGGAAUACAUGUCUUGACAUAAGUGAUAAAACAAAGGACAAUGCCAAGGCUCGCCUAGACCAAGCUUUGAUAUGCAAUAGAAGAUACCUCAACCUAGUAGAAAAGCCUAACAAUAGGUGGGAGAAGCCCAGAGCACCAUUUUGCUUGACAAGAGCCCAAAAAAAGGAAGUGAUGCAUUGGUUUAAGGAGGUCAAAUUUCCAGAUGGGUAUGUAGCAAAUCUAAGACGAGGGGUUAGCAUGGAACAACUGAAGAUACAUGGCCUUAAGAGUCAUGAUUACCAUAUUUUCUUGGAGCGACUACUUCCUGUAAUGAUGCGGGGUUUUGUCAAUAAUGAUGUGUGGGAGGCAUUAGCUGAGCUAAGUUACUUCUUUAGAAUCCUUUGUGCAAAAGAGAUUGAUUCUGUUCAGAUGCAACAAUUAGAAGAAAAUAUACCUAUCAUAAUUUGCAAGUUGGAGAAAAUAUUCCCACCGGGUUUCUUCAAUCCAAUGGAGCACCUAAUGAUACAUCUCCCGUAUCAAGUAAGGGUUGGAGGACCGGUGAAAUAUACAUGGAUGUAUAAAAUUGAAAGGUGCCUAAAAAAAAUUAGACAAAAAGUGAAGAACAAGGCACGUGUGGAGGGCUGCAUAGUAGAGGCACAUCUUGUAGAGGAGAUUUCUGGCUUAACAUCUUUAUACUUACCUAAUCUCAUAGCUAGCUCUCGGAACCGUCCGCAUCGUUAUGCUCAAGAUGGUAAUGCAAGUGGGAGUGACCUUAGCUUAUUUCGGUCCGAGAAGUAUGAAAAAUCCAGAGGCAAUCUAACUACAAUUAAUACCGGGGUGCUUGCUGUUGGCACUGAUGAUGCCACAAACAAGGAUCUUGAGUACUAUGGCACUAUCAAAGACAUAAUUGAGCUAAAGUUUGAUGGUGAUAACGAAUUUAGCCUAGUUUUGUUUGAUUGCCAUUGGUUUCACCCUACUGAUGGAGUGCGUCAUUUAGAAAGAUUUGGUCUAGUUGAGGUUGCACAUGCAUCAUGUAAUCCAGCAAAUGAACCUUUUGUGCUUGCUAGCCAAGUAACACAAGUAUAUUAUCUUCCAUAUGCAUGUACUGCACAUACAAGUCUUAAUGCAUGGUGGGUUGCAUACAAGGUAAGGCCCUUAGGAAGCUUGCCCAUUACUUCAAUGGAUGAUCAUAACAGCGAAGAUUCACCAUGUGAGGAUGCCUUCCAAGAAGAUGGGUUGUACGGUCAAUUUAUUGUAGACAUGGGUCUAGGUCUUGAUAACAUCAGAAGUACUUGUUCAGAUGAGGUUACUGACCCAUUUGAACUAUCAGUGAUAAACAAUCCACAAAACGUUGUGAGUGGAGACCAUGGUAUAAUUAGCGAAGAUGGAGAAAGUGGAUUUGAUAUGGAAUCUUAUCCUGAUAUGAACAAUGAGCACUACCAAGAGGAUAUUGAUGAUUUUUAA